UGGACUUUGUCACGAACAGAUUCUUGAAGGCAUCAUGGGGGCAGGUGCAGUUCUGUGUCUGCUGGUCGCUCUGCUGGCGACGGGCUCAGCUGUCGGCUUUUAUGGGGACAGCAUCAGUUUCUCACCACCAAGGACGAACAGAGAUGGAACAUACAAGGUGACUUUUUAUCACAGACAAAAUGGCAGAAAUGACUGUCAGAACCAGUCAUCGUUGGUCUGUGAAGGUGGGGUGUGCACAGACUUGGACCAGACGGAUGCGCUCCAAACGGAUCAGGACUCUUCAGGCCAAGGCAGGUGGUGCCAGACCGAGAGACGUACAACAACAAACUUUCAAGCCAAUGGGACGAGUUUCACUCUGAGAGACUCUGGCUGCUGCUGGGUGUCUAAUGUGGAAGGCAAAACCAACUGGAUGAGUCACGCACAGAUGGAUCUUGGAGUUCGCUCAGAUACCUUCCGUAUGAACACCUGCCCUGUCACCACAACAGUGUCUUCCUUACGGGUUCCUCAGAACUGUUUUACCCAGCUGCGUCUUCUGGCUCAUGAUCCAGAUGGAGAUGCAGUGAGAUGCCGCUUCACUUCAGACCCCACAGCAAACUUUACUCUGGACGAGACCACAUGCACGCUGAGAAGCAGAGGGGAACCCCAGCCUGGAACACACGUGUUUGAGUUGACACUGGAGGACUUCUCCACCAAAAACAUCACACUGACCUACGCAGAUGGAAGCUCAGUGACCAGAGAGGCCUCCAACAUGAACCGACCUCCUCUCUGUCGACUGAAGCUGCACUUCCUGAUGGAAGUCCUUUCUCCAUCAUCGAGCUGUGUGGCCGGUGACGUGACGCCAGUGUUCCUGUCCAGGACGCCAUCAUAUGGAGAUGUUCUGCAGGCGAGCGUGGGUCAGACCUUCCAGCUGUUCGCUGAGGCCCAGGCUCUGAACGCUCAGAUCCAGAGCUUCCAGGUCAGUGGGCCACAAAACCUGACCCAGGAGUUCAGAACCGGGUCGAACGGGAAGGCAGAAGCCACCCUGACAUGGACCCCGAAUGAAAGCGAUGCCAACAGAUUCAUUCCAGUUUGUUUCACUGCAGAAGCUGCAACAUCCCAAUCAGAGAUGAGAUGUGUCGUUGUCAAGGUGACCCGAGCCACUCUUAACCAAGGAAGAGCCUCAGUUCAGUGUUUAUCUAACAUGAUGAUGGUGGCCGUGGAGAAAGCUUCAAUGCCUGAUGUCAGUGAAGAGUUCCUGUCUCUAAGCGACCCUUCGUGCACGCUCACCACCAACGGCACUCACAUCCUGGGAACCAUGUCCUUCAGUACCUGCGGCACACAGCUUGAGGAUAAAGGAGACUACAUCGUCUUUAAGAAUGAGAUCCGCUCUGUCGAGAGGUCCAACGAGGUCAUCAUCAGAAGGAACACGGUUAAGAUUGACUUCUACUGUGAGUUUCCCAAAACCAUCAGCGUCUCCAACUUCUACAGCCUCUACCAGGCGGAUUACAUUUUCACUGAGUCCAGCUUUGGCAGCUUCGGCUACACCUUUGAGAUAUUCACAAACGGUAACUUCACCAAGAGGGUGGAGCCUAAUGCCUACCCAGUACAGGUCAGGCUGAUGGAAAUGAUUUACAUGGGCAUCCAGGCCAUGUCAGAGCUCCCAAACGUUACAUUGUUUGUUGAGUCAUGCAAAGGGACUCCAGACAACAACCCUGACAACCCCAUGUACUAUGACUUCAUUGAGAAUGGGUGUGUGAAAGAUGAAACCCUUAAGAUCCACCCGUCCAACCAGACUUCUUACAACUUUGAGAUCCAGGCCUUCAAAUUCAAUGGAGAUUACGACCAGGUUUACAUCACCUGCUCCGUCAUCCUGUGUGAGCCUGGGAACCCCUUCUCCAGAUGUGCGCAGGGAUGUCUGAGCGAACCAUCCCGCCGACGCAGACGAGGGCUAAGCAUGGAGACCACGGGGCACUACAUUACCCAGGGUCCUCUGCAGCUGGUUGGGUCUGCUUCUCCUAAUGCAGUGAAGGAGGAUAAGAACAUAAAAUUGGAGCCGAAAAGUGAUGCGUCUCCUGAAGUUAAUUUUCCACCAGAAGUUCCUGAAACCAGAUCAGAUGGAGAAAGCUGGAGAUUCAGGGAGCUGUUUGCCUCCAACAUCACCACAGUGGUCUUUGCCAGUGCCUUCAUCCUGUCACUGGUUCUGAUGGUGGUGGUGGUUCGUCAUUUCCGCAGGAGGAGAAGAGCUGAGGACUGCAAUGUUCUCAUUGAAGACGAAUUUGAGAAAUAAACCAAAAUCAGCUUAGAGCAGCGAGAAAAAGUAUGAAUUAGUGGAGACAAAUCAAACCAUCAGAAUAAAACAGGAUGACAAAAUCACAACUAUAACCAGAUAAACAACCCAGAACCGGUUUGCUCCUGUUUUCUCAGCUGACAAGUUCUCACUUUUAGCCAGGCAACAAUCAUGCUUCAGAAGUCAUUAUUUAAAAUGGCAUCUCCAGCCAAUCAGCUGCAGAGAGGCUGGCAGAGUCUAAGCUUUAACUCCUAAUUUAAUCUGAUCGCUGACGGAUCUUUAAACAUUGACACAAAACAAAAAAAUAUCCUUUUU
This is a messenger RNA of Cyprinodon tularosa, 2581 nucleotides long. RefSeq lists its product as uncharacterized. The coding region runs from base 35 to 2266 and encodes 743 amino acids. The record is from RefSeq and is a predicted model, not a curated record. The transcript is spliced from 13 exons. Lineage: Eukaryota; Metazoa; Chordata; Actinopteri; Cyprinodontiformes; Cyprinodontidae.